CCCACCACUAAACAAUUGGAGGCUCGACUGUCUACAAAUAUCAAAUUUUUCCAAAAUGCACUCAAGACCCCAGCACUCAGCCCCAAACAUACUUUGGAUCUGAAAGCACUAUUGUGGUGGUUCCAGUUCAAGCGCUUCAUCCUUCAGUACAGACAAUGUGCUCAUGAUGUGGAUGCGGACGGCAAAAAUCAGAAAUUUAUGAAGAGUUAUGUCGAAAUGGAGAACCCGAAUGCGUUUUUGACUUCAAGUAUAAGCCUAUAUUGAUUCUGCUCAGUUCAUUAUGAAGCUCUUGAGAUUCAUCGGACCAAAGAAGGGUCAAAGAGAUGCAUGGUUCAAGAACGGGGAAGUAUACCCGUUGAAAGAUCAAACCCGCCUUGGAAAAUUUAUCGAUCACGUCGUUCGUACCUUUUCAACAGCAUCUUCCCCCGAGAAGCCGACUUCGUUCAAGACACUGCUGCAUAUGGCCAGCCCAUUUGGCUGGAACUUUCCAGAGGCUCAAUAUGUUCUUGGACUCUACUUACAUUCCAUUGAAGAAUGGAAAAUGGCUGGUUAUUUCAUAUCACUAGCAUCGGACGCUGGAAUCAAAAGUGCAAAGUGGAUGUGUCACUUAAUCCAACGUCGGUCAGCGUAUUCAAAAACAUACGGUCUCGAGCUCUCGGCGAAUCAAAGUACAUCUCUCCUCGCUUCGUCAUUGAACUUGAUUGGCGAUGUACCGGUCAGUCUUCUGGAUUAUCUGAGGAAGGUACAGGUGAUCGGUAAUGCCAUUAUCGCUCUGAAGGAUGCCGAGCGCAAUUAUUGCCAUGUCGAAACCCCGGCUACACGUCCAAAACGCGAAGUGUACGAUCUCGAUUUUCGAAGCAUUUAUCAGAGAAUCGAUCCCACCAAGCUCGAGGAAGUUUUGCAUAACAAAAAUUUCAUACCAUCGAUCAAAGAUAUGAAGUUGAUAAAUAAGAUCAGAGUAGUUGCGCUGAAUUUACACAGUCUUCUUGAAGAAAUCAAACCUCUUGCCCAAGAGCUCCGCUGCAAAUUGCAAGUAGAUCGGAGCAACUUCAAACAUGCGGAAAUCACUCUUCGUAUCAAGAGGCUGGAUGAAAUCUUGGGCUCCCCAGAACAGAGCUCCACAACAGACCAACAAAAUCAAUCCAUAUUUGCGCUGCUCAAACAAAAGAAUCAUCGCGGUUUUCCUUAGCAACAGCGACACGGGUCUGCUGAUCCAUAGGACCAGUGUGCAAACUAUGUGAUCGUUUCCCGUCUCGGUUGGCAAUUGUUUUGUUUCAUUGGUUUGGCAAGCA
This is a messenger RNA of Polychytrium aggregatum, 1292 nucleotides long. RefSeq lists its product as uncharacterized. The record is from RefSeq and is a predicted model, not a curated record. Bases 281 to 1189 code for a protein of 302 amino acids. NCBI's taxonomy places the organism in Eukaryota, Fungi, Chytridiomycota, Chytridiomycetes, Polychytriales. The transcript has 3 exons.